Pyricularia oryzae 70-15 is the source of this 7314-nucleotide messenger RNA. Its product is annotated as autophagy-like protein 2. The transcript has 3 exons. The record is from RefSeq and is a predicted model, not a curated record. Gene Ontology annotation, cellular component: phagophore assembly site; extrinsic component of membrane. Gene Ontology annotation, molecular function: phosphatidylinositol-3-phosphate binding. Lineage: Eukaryota; Fungi; Ascomycota; Sordariomycetes; Magnaporthales; Pyriculariaceae. Gene Ontology annotation, biological process: piecemeal microautophagy of the nucleus; autophagosome assembly; autophagy of mitochondrion. The coding region runs from base 652 to 6936 and encodes 2094 amino acids.
CGGAAGUCAGUCAGUGGUUUGAACCACCCAUAGUCCCCGGCGGGACUUGGAGAGUAAGUAGCCUCUUCGUCACAGUGGAGGUGAGUGAGUAUACUGCCUAUUCGUACUAACAAAUGGACAGGAUGCUGGACCCUGCAUCUCUCGUGACUACACUUGUGUCUCUCCUAAUCAUCAACAAACUCGUGCACGCCCAGUUUUAUGACCCUCCCACUUUAGGGGUCAGGUACCCAAACUCACUGAUCCCAACCAUUUCUUUCCUUUGCAUCAUCCUUUUACAGCUGCUACUCUCUUCCCGACGUCUUUCAGGCGCCACUCCCCUUUGCCUAUUGAGCUAUCUUAGGUGCCUACCUACGUAUUAAUAACACAAGCUCCCAGCCUACCUGUAUCUAUGAUCGUUAUCCGAACAAACGCAGUCGCCGUCACGUCAUCGCACGCGUCCAUGCUGUGAACGAACCGAACAUGACAAGCCCCGCAACUCAACACCCAGACCUCCCAUCACCUGAGGCUGCAGUCUAUCGCGUCCAGCCUGUGGGUUGACCACGGCUACGGCCUUUUUUCUCUCUCUUUUCUGGAAACUCCAAACGCCUCAGCACAUAAUCGCUUAGCAAACACUCGCGAGGCCCCCGGCGGCCUGGCAGCCAGCACGACGAGAUGGCGACUCUCUUCCAGUCCUUCCGGGGCUCGGCCAUGCCCAAGCGACUGCUUCGCUACGCCCUUGCACGUCUCGACCUGCUCGACUCGGACGCACUUGACCUGGACAAUCUAGAUCUCGCCAUCGGCCGGAAUACCGUGUUGGAAUUUCGUGAUGUUGGCAUCAAGCUUCCAAAACUGGCUAAACUCCUCGGCCUGCCACCUACAUUCACCCUACUAAAAGCCAAGGUUAUCCUGCUCCGCGUCACGAUCCCAAUGGACAUCUACAGCAGCUCUCUGAAAAUCGAGGUAGACCGGGUCGAUGUUCAGCUCAAGGUGGAUUCCAAGGAUGAUAUCGAUGGAAGGUCCCGGACUACAAUACGAGGGCCUACGGAUGUGGUGCCCAACACCGUUGAUUUGGCCCAGUCUUUCUUGGAACAGCAGUCACCGAAAGAGAAGGAGGAGUUGGAAGCAGCCCUUUCCGCAGAGACGCAAGACGUUGGGGGUUCCCUUGUUCUCGGCGAGGACGAGGAUGAGCAAGACGAGGGUAGCUAUGGAACAGGCCAGGCCCUCUCAUUGCCUGCCUUCCUUGCCAACUUUCUCCAGGGCAUUGUGGAUCGCACUCAGAUACAGAUCCGAGGAGUUACCUUUCAGCUCGAUGUCAGUGUUCCUUUGGAACCCAACUUGAAUGCCCCGGAUGUUGUCACUGUGAAGCUUGCACUCGGUCAGAUCGAUGUUGAAGGGGUCACCACAAGCCUUGGAUCAGAUGAACAGGACCGCCCCAAGUUUGUUCAUAAAGAGGGAAAGCGUCUUGUAUCUCUGCAGGAUAUCACCGCAUUCCUCAUCUCCGAAGCGAAUGUAUUCUCGACUUUUGAGAGGACCACGUCUGUUCCACCUUCACUCAGCCCACAAUCUUCAGCUGCGUCGGCCCUGAGAAGUCCGGUAUCACGAGAAUCUACAUCCAUGCCUUUCCAGGAGCAAGAAGUCGAGGGGCGGUCGACGCAGCUUCCUAGUUUUGAAGAUAAUCUGGGGGACAGUGAGGCCGCACUCAACAUACCCUAUGACCUGAGUGAUGAAGAUGACCAGGAACCCGGGAACAAGACAGCAGCGUCAUCAAUGUCUACACCAAGGGCCUCAAUCCUCCAUGACCACUUGGCACAUCAAGACGAAUCGUCCUCUUUCCUGCAAGGUUUUACGCCAUAUACGGCAGCGACACCGGGCAUACAUCUUGAUGCAGAUCAGAUGGACGAAAUGUCACCACAACCUGCACAUGAUCUAUCAACACACAAUCAAAUAUCGCUGUCCAACUCGGUACUCUCAAAUUCCAGCAGUGGAAGCUCAGGCCAAGAACCCACCGAAGACCUCACAGAAUCACAUCUUUACACGCAUGAAGACGCAGAAAGCAUGUAUAUGAGCGCCUUUUCCCAACAUGAACCCACCCCGCAAAGUGUGGUGCCGAAUGAGUUAUACAUAGAUCCAAGUGAGUCAAGCGUAGGGGUAUCCUCGCCACAAGGAACCAGAGACGAACCAAGUUCAUCGCUGGGCGCAACGUACGGUCUCGAAGACUCCCAAGCUUCCUCAACAAUUGGGUUUCAAGGGCUGAAGACGUCGCCGGGGCUGGAUGCAUCCACCAUAUCGGAACAAAGUGAUUCCAGUCCUGCCCCAAUCAUUCCUCCUUCGUCGGAUGGAAAUACCGAGGCAGGGCCAGAGUCGUCAAUCCAAGGAGAGCGGCAUGAUAGGAAAUCUCAAUCACCGAACGAGUGUCUAACCCCCCGCGAGCCAACCCGGCUUGCCAAGAAGGUGUUGGCCCUCGACACGCUUUCUCUUUACCUGCCCUCGUCACAAAAGAGUGUGCACGUUGUCCCACUCGACGGCCAAUCGUCGCCUGGUGAACCUCAACCCCUGAGUCCUAGCCUUGCCAGUUCAGUAUUCCCUCAUGUCCCCGGUGCGUUCGGUGCGAGUACCUCAUUGCCUCCUAGCCCCCCUCCGAUAAGUCCUACGUCUAUUGAACUGGAUAACCAAGAGCCCAAUGACGGUAUCCUUGAAGCAAUCUUAUCUCCCAUUAGCAUCCAGUUUGAUGCCUCUAUUGGCUUUAUUCUGGCGAUGGUGGUCUCAAGACUGCUUGGAGCUAUCAGUCCUAGCAAGGAGGAACCAGCCCAACAGACAGCGAAGGACAACCCGAGCGCAACGAACCAAGCAACGGAUCAUCAAGCCGUCAAAGUGACUUUGCAGGCCGUUUCUAUACUGUUCUUGGAGCGACUUGGUGGUGUUUCCGAAGCUCCAGACAGCAUCUUUGGUGUACGCACUUCAAAAUUCGAUGAAGAUAUACUUCUGCAAGCGCAGCUGCGAAAUGUUCAGUGUUUGUUGUCAUCAGACGAAACGGUGAUCGAUGCCGAAGGCUUCACGUUUGGAUAUGCUGGGGACGAUAACCACAUCAUCUCAUUUGACAGGAGCAAAGAGAUGAUGGCCUCCGUCAAAGAUGCUGUACCAUCACCAGGCUCGGAAGUUUCCAUAAAGCUCAAGAAGGGGGGGCCGUCUUCCAAAAUUGACAUUGCAACGUUGCCACUUCAGAUAUGCCUCGAUCUUCGCCGCCUCGACGAGACUUUUAGCUGGUUUGGCGGUUUGAGUAGCUUCCUUAAUAUGGGCUCAUCCAUCGCCUCCAUCAAUGGCAUCGGCAACUCCCAGCCCGCAAAGCCACCAGCACGUCCGGCCUCCCGAGGUGUCAAGUUUGACACUCCCAUAAAUCCAGACGAUCGGUCUGCCACAUCUGACAACAAGAUCAAUAUGCGUAUCAACACGGUGCGACUGGAUUUGAUCGGCAAGGAUUGCAACGUUAUUUUGGAGACCAGUGCAUUCAAGCUUGUGAGCCGAGAUGAGGGUAUCGGCAUCGCCCUGCGCAAAAUUCAAGUCCAUGGACCGUACUCCAACGAAAGUGGCCCACAUCCACCCAUUUCGGUUACCAUCACCGGCUCGCGGAUUGAGUAUUCGAUGACUCCUAAGGAGGCUGACUUGGAGCGUCUUUUGGAGCUAAUAUCUCCGUCGAAGCUCAGAGACACCCCGGAUGAUGAUGAGAUCAUGGUUGACACCCUCCUUCGGCAGAGAAGAAAGGGCUCGGUCCUGCGACUUAAGUUCGACAAUGUUGCUGCUGACAUUUCGAAUAUUCCACAUCUUGGUUGCUUGCCAUCACUUGGUGAAGAUCUCGCUCGAUUAGGGACUGUUGCCAAGUAUCUUCCUGAGGACGACCGGCCGGGUCUCAUGUCACUGAUUCUUGUGCGAAAUGCCCACGUUUCUGUUGACGUCGGCGGGAGAUUUGGUGUCAUUUCGGCUUCAAUGGCUCAUUUCGAUGUGGCCCACGUCAGUGUACCGUCGCUGUUGGCGGUAGCAGCCAGAUCUCUCGAGGUUAACCGCAACCAGAUAGAAGAGCUGGUAGGGUCUUCUCUUUUGGCAUCACAUGGCGACGAGGAGACGCCUGUUCUAGUGAUACGUCUAAUCGGUGGUACUGUCGAGCCUACCAUAACAGUAAAGCUCCGCGGGCUCAACGUCGAGUACAGGGUUCCUACGAUUAUCGACCUCCUGAAUCUUGGCGAGGAUGCGACACCGCAGGAUUUCGAAGCCGGCCUCGCCGCCUCUGUUGCUCAAUUUGGAGAACAGGCUCACGUUGCUAUCUCGGGUACAUCUGCUAUAACAGCAGACUCGAGAACUAUCGGGCAGGACCGCCAAAAGCUACCUGUUGUUGAACUAUAUUUUCUUGAUUGUGUGGUUGGUCUCAAUCCUCUCGGCAUGACUUCCAAGAUGGGCAUUGUCCUCUCAGAUAGUUGCCUCAAGGUUUGGCUAGAGGAGAAAGGCGACGCCAAAGCAACCUGGCACAUCAAGCAGGCAUCAAUACUUUUGAUCGACGAUGUCGCUCUCCUUGACCCUGAAGGCAAGCAAAACGUCAAACGACAUGUACAUCGACCAUCAGAUCCCGUCAGCGCCAAGAUCUGGGACAUGGACUCUGUAUUGUGUGCUCAAGGAUUCGUUAGCAUUAGCCAGAUCCGCGCUGCCAUCAUACGGGUCAAAGCCAUACAGGACGAGGAUGGACAGCGUCUCAUUGACGUGGAGGUUCAAGACAAUUUCCUCGUUCUCGAGACAUGCGCCGAUUCCACUCAAACUCUGAUCGGUCUAGGCAACGCCUUGAAACCACCAACACCACCCAGCAAGGAGAACAAGUUCAAAACAGAGAUCGUUCCUAUUGAGGACAUGCUGGCAUCCAUUUCUCAGGACGCAUUCGGGAAAGCCGAAGGCGACUACAACUUUGACGAUGAUUUUGGAGAACCUGAGGAAUCCGAUUGGACUGAGGAUGACCUUGAUGAAGACUUGGAUAUUAUGGGUGCCUUGGGGUCGCAAGAUGAUGGACAGAACACACGACAGCUACUAUUCGACGCUACUUCAUCUUCGAUAAUGUCGGAUCGCACGACGACGCAAUACGCCAAUGACGAAGUCAUAUUCAGCGGUUUCAGCGAGAACCCCAGCCACGCCAACAGUCCCGAUAUGUCUGUCGAGAAUGCCUUCUUUGCAUCCGUCCCUGCCAGCGAAACCCCACAGCCCGAAUGGAAGUCAGCAAAGAUGCGAGAAGUUGUGCCCAAGGAGGCGACAAUAAAGAAGUAUCCCCUGAAAAUAAAGAUCAGGGACAUGCACCUCAUUUGGAACUUGUUCGACGGGUACGACUGGCAGCGGACAAGGGAGACUAUCGGCAAGACUGUGGAGGAGAUUCAGGCAAAAGCAUAUGAACGAAGAGCACGGAUGGACAGGCGAAUGGGUUAUCAUGAAGAAGACGGGCUUGAGGAGGAAGCUGUGAGUGACUUCUUGUUCAACUCGAUCUACAUCGGCAUUCCAUCACAUCAGGACCCUCGGGAACUAUCGCAGAACAUCAAUCAAGAGUUGUACGGCAUCAACCCUUCCGACACGGAAUCGGUCGCAACGACAGCAUUCACCACUACCACCAGCCGCAUGGGUGGACCAUCUAGACCAAAAGGGAAAAGGCUGAAGCUCACCAGGAGCAAGCACCACAAGAUCACCUUUGAGCUCAGUGGAGUCAACGCAGUAGUGCGCCUGCUAGAGCCGGGUUCUGAAGAGACGCAAAGCCUGAUAAGAGUGCACAUCCGCGAUCUCGAUGUGUACGACCACGUCCCUACGUCUACAUGGAAGAGGUUUGCAAUGUACGAUGAAGACCAUGGCCCGCGCGAGAUGGGAGUCCCAAUGGUCGACCUCAAGGUCCGCAUCGUCAGGCCUGUGCUCGACGUCACUGCCGAGGAAAUAGUGAUGUUUGUGAAUGUUCUUCCGCUACGACUGCAUGUCGACCAAGACGCUUUGGACUUCAUCACGCGCUUUUUCGGGUUCAAGGAUGACACAAUCAAAACGACAAGCUCUCCUAGCGACGUGCCCUUCAUCCAGCGCGCCGAGAUUUACGACAUACCGGUCAAGCUCGAUUUUAAACCCAAGCGCGUCGACUACGCAGGUAUUCGGUCCGGACGCACGACUGAGUUCAUGAACUUCAUCAUUCUUGACAACGCCAGCAUGGUGAUGCGGCAUGCGAUCAUUUAUGGAGCACUGGGUUUUGAGCGGUUCGGUGAGAUGCUCAACGACGUUUGGAUGCCCGAGAUCAAGCGUCACCAGCUGCCUGGUGUUCUUGCCGGUCUAGCACCGGUACGGUCGCUUGUUGAUGUUGGCAGUGGUUUCCGCCACCUUUACGAGAUUCCCAUCCGCGAGUACAAACGAAAUGGUCGGGUUGUCCGUUCGAUUGGCAAAGGCGCGGCGGCAUUUGCCCGCACUACUGGCACUGAGUUGAUUAAACUAGGGGCCAAGGUGGCGAUUGGAACACAAAACAUGCUCCAGGGUGCCGAGGGCCUUCUCGUCGAAACCCCAGAGCACAAUAGGUAUGGAGUUGCGGGGCCAUCCACGGUGCAAAGACCAGGUGAAUGGGAGGAGAUCGACGACUCGGAAGAGGAUAUCCGCCACCAAAUCUCACUGUAUGCAAACCAGCCCACGGGUGUCAUCCAAGGGCUGCGUCAUGGGUACAGAAGUCUUAGCCGCGACAUUAGCAUCGCGCGGCAGGCCAUCAUUGCGGUGCCAGGUGAAGUGAGGGAGAGCUCAAGUGCAACAGGUGCGGCCAAGGCCGUUCUCGAAAAGGCGCCGAUUUUCAUCUUCAGACCCGCAAUAGGGGCUACGAAGGCUAUCGGUCAAACGCUUCUGGGGGCGACAAACAGUCUAGAUCCGCAAAACCUUCGGCGCAUGGACAAUAAAUACAAACCGGACCCUAAAUCCUAGCGGGCAAGCUGGAGAAUGUGAAAGGCUUGGAUGUGCCAGCAUGUGAUGUCCUUUUUAUUUGUUUGUUUUUUUUCUCACGUGGAGCCCUACUAAGGGUCUACUAAGGGGAGGAUUCUUAUAUCGGAGAGAUCAGUGAUGAUCAGAACCUUAUGGAAGGUACCAUUCUUUCGGACUGCUUUUUCUUACCUAAGCGACACGCAUAAGGCGUUCUACGGAUUAUAUCGGCGGGUUGCUUGCUAUAUUUUGUACAUGUUUUGUUUUCGCAUUAUAUCCGGCGUCAUCACCUUCCUGGGCGGGUAGGAGUACAGGGCAUAUCUAGUUCUGAUUUUGUACGAGAUGCAGAUUGCUAACAUAGAAGAACAAAUCAUUGCUCUAGUA